AUGGACGAGUCCACUGCGCUCACAGAUUCCCAACGUUCGUCAAUUUCUCCUUCUUCAAGUUCCAGUUCUCUGGUAGAUAUCUCGGCAAACGGCAUAGUCGGUCAGGAACAAACAGAAACGGCAUUUGAGAUAUUCGAUGACGAGAACACACCAAAAGCUUAUUCAAAUAAACCGGGGGUAAGAGGCAAGAGUAAAACCGUGAGAAUGGUAUUGUUGACACAACUCUUUGCAGGGCUUCAGUUCGCAUGGGCGGUUGAACUCGCGUACGGUACGCCUUAUCUUCUUUCUUUAGGUAUGCAUAAAUCCCACACGGCUAUGGUUUGGCUUGCUGGACCUUUAUCAGGUUUAAUAACGCAACCAAUUGUCGGGGCCUUAUCCGACAAAUCGACAUCAAGAUUCGGCAGGCGAAGGCCGUUUAUACUUGGUGGGAGUAUUGCCGUGGUGUUUGCUUUUAUAUUUAUUGGUUGGACAAAAGAUAUGGUAGAAGGACUAUUCGGAGAGGGUACACCAAUAACAAUAUGGGUUGCUAUUCUUUCCCUUUACAGCCUUGAUUUUGCGAUUAAUGCCGUACAGGCAAGUUGUAGAGCAUUGCUUAUUGAUAGUCUACCUUCGUCACAACAAGAGGAAGGGACAGCUUGGGCAGGGAUAAUGGUUGGAGCUGGGAAUGUAUUUGGCUAUUUUAUGGGAUUUGUUGACUUGGCUGCUAUAUUUGGGAACAGCCAAUUGAAAGUACUUUGUGUUUUUGCUUCUAUCAUAUUGCUAUCUUCGAAUGCUAUAAUUUUUUGGGCAGUAACGGAACGGGUUUAUAGCAGUCAUGGAAGUUCUCCAAAGACGGUCUUUCGAUCAGCAAUUGACACCAUAACGACCAUUUUCCGUUCAAUACGCAAUCUCCCUGAACCUGUUCAACAACUAUGCAACGUCCAAUUUUUUGCAUGGAUCGGCUGGUUUCCAUUUUUAUUCUACUCGUCAACUUGGGUAGCAGCAAUCUACAGACGUGCAUCAGGCGACUCGACAGAGCAUACGAUCGGCGCUGCAGAACGUGCCGGCUCAUUUGCCCUUUUGCUGCAUGCUCUUGUGAGUUUAGUUGCGUCAAUAGGACUGCCUUUCUUAGUCACUCCAUCGGGGUCAUCGGUAUCAAGCGAAAAUUUCUCGUGGCAGCAUUGUAGACUGCCAUUGCCAUUCCUUACUUUACCAAAAUUAUGGACGGUGACACACUUCAUAUUUGCAAUUUGCAUGUUGUCUACUUGGUUUGUAAUAAACGUAGCGGGUGCCAGCACAUUAUUAGCGAUUGUGGGUAUAUCAUGGGCUACCUCAAUGUGGGCACCAUUUUGCAUUCUGGGGGAAUAUAUAUCCGAAGAACAGCGAGCAAACGGGAUUAUGCCAGAGAACGGGGAGGCCCGUAGGUCCGACGAAUCAACUUAUAGACUAGUACAGACUCAGACAAAGUCAACAGAUGCCGAUGAGGAUCUAGUGGCUGACGAUGAAGGGGAUGUCCCGUUAACGUUCUCUGCCAACGCAUCACGCGUUAGUUUUCAAUCUCAACGUUCUAUGGAUAAAUCUUCCCAAUCGCCAGGGGAUGCGGCUGGCACCUUGUUGGGAAUUUCUAAUAUGUAUGUUGUAUUACCACAAUUCCUGGUUAACAUCUUUAGUAGCAUAGUGUUUGCAGUAUUUGAAGGCACAACUUCUCAUGAGAAUGCAGAUCCCGAUUCCAUUGGGUUUGUACUAAGAUUUGGGGGCAUUAUGGCGAUAAUUGCUGGAUUUUUGUCAAUAAAACUAUGGAAAAGGCGGUAA
Molecule: messenger RNA, 1791 nt
Organism: Paraglomus occultum
Lineage: Eukaryota; Fungi; Glomeromycota; Glomeromycetes; Paraglomerales; Paraglomeraceae
Source: the annotation of a GenBank genome assembly